Varanus komodoensis (Komodo dragon) is the source of this 2661-nucleotide messenger RNA. Its product is annotated as acylamino-acid-releasing enzyme-like. Gene Ontology annotation, molecular function: serine-type endopeptidase activity. The transcript has 22 exons. Bases 42 to 2228 code for a protein of 728 amino acids. Gene Ontology annotation, biological process: proteolysis. The record is from RefSeq and is a predicted model, not a curated record. NCBI's taxonomy places the organism in Eukaryota, Metazoa, Chordata, Lepidosauria, Squamata, Varanidae.
CCGAGCCUCCGGGACGGGCGAGCAGCAGCAGCAGCAGGGCGAUGGCGACGCCGUUGCUGAAUGACCCAGAAGAAAUUGCAGCUUUGUACCGUGAGCUUAGCCAGUUCCCAUCUCUGUCCAGUGCCUGCAUCGGUCCUGAGGUAACCACUCAGUAUGGGGGCAAAUACUGCAACAUUUACACAGAGUGGUCUCAGCGAGACUUGGAAAGAGCUGAAAAUGUGAAGUUUUGCCGACAGUACCUGGUCUUCUAUGAUGGCCAGUCCGUUGUGUAUUCAGGCCCUUCUGGCAACUGCACUGAAAUCAAGGGAGAGCUGCUUAGUCGGGACUCCCCUAGUGGAGCACAAAAGGCUGUUCUGCGGAAGACUAGCAACAGCAAAGGUGAAGAAAAGCAGUUCCUAGAGGUUUGGGAGAAGAACCGCAAGGCGAAGAGCAUUGAGUUGACAGCUUUGGAGAAGCACGGCAAAGUCUACGAGGACGACCAGUUUGGCUGCUUGGCUUGGUCGCACUCCGAGACUCACAUUCUCUAUGUGGCAGAGAAGAAGCGUCCCAAGGCGGAAUCUUUCUUUAAGCCAAGAGCCACAGAGCUGAGCAGUGAAGAGGAGCUGGCCAAGGCAGAGCAGCGAGACAAAGCCGUCAAGGGGGAGCAGUUUGUGUUCUAUGAAGACUGGGGAGAGGCCUUGGUGGCAAAGAGCAUCCCUGUGCUGUGUGUGCUGGACAUUGAGGGCAGCAAUGUUUCUGUGCUGGAGGGUAUUCCAGAGCACAUCUCACCUGGGCAGGCCUUCUGGACUCCAGGUGACACAGGGGUGGUGUUCACCGGCUGGUGGCAUGAGCCAUUCCGUCUAGGGUUGAAGCACUGCACCAAUCGCAGAUCGGCUCUCUUCUACGUAGACCUGACAGGUGGUCGUUGUGAGCUACUGUCAGAUGACACCAAGGCCACUUGGUCUCCACGCUUGAGCCCAGACCAGUGUCGCAUUGUGUACCUGGAGAACAAGGCAUCAGGGCCCCACCAGCAGUGUAGUUGUCUCUGCAUGUAUGACUGGUACACAAAGCUCACUUCAGUUGUGGUGGACCUUGUACCUCGGCAGAGCCAAGGUGAAUUCACUGGGAUUUAUAGCAGGGCACUGCCUGAGCACUGCUGGGCAGCAGACAGUCAACGAGUUGUACUGGACACAGUUCAGCGUAGUAGACAGGAACUGAUUGUGGUGGACACAUUGUCAGGCAAAGUGGAUUCUCUCACAAAGGGUUCCCAACCUGGAAGCUGGGCACUGCUCACUGUUGAUCGAGAUCUGCUGGUAGCCAAAUUUUCUACUCCAAACUGUCCUCCUGUGCUUAUGGUAGCCUUCCUGCCUCCUGCUGGCAAGGAAUCUGAAGUAAACUGGGUGUGCCUGGAGGAAGCCAGCCCAGUCCAAGGAAUCACUUGGGAUGUCCAUACACUAAAGGCUCCUCCAGAACAGGACAACCCCCAAUAUUCGGGCCUUGAUUUUGAAGCCAUUCUACUCCGGCCUACUCAGAUGCCAGAGAAGGGCAAAUUUCCAUUAGUGGUGUCACCUCAUGGAGGCCCGCACUCAGCAUUCACCACCAGCUGGACCCUGUACCCAGCAGUGCUUUGCCGAAUGGGCUUUGCCAUGCUGCUGGUGAAUUAUCGAGGAUCACUGGGCUUUGGCCAGGACAGUGUGGACUCCCUGCCAGGGAAUGUGGGCUGUCAGGAUGUCAAGGAUGUGCAGUUCUGUGUAGAGCAGAUGCUACAAGAGGAGCCUCUGGAUCCACAGAGGGUGGCCUUGCUUGGUGGCUCCCAUGGGGGCUUCCUGUCCUGCCACCUCAUUGGCCAGUACCCUGAUAUCUACAGGGCUUGUGUGGCCAGGAAUCCUGUGGUCAACAUGGCCUCCAUGGUCGGAAACACUGACAUUCCUGACUGGUGCCUGACUGAGGCUGGCUUACCCUAUGACCAGGCGGCCCUCCCAGACCCUGCACACUGGACAGAAAUGCUCCUGCAUUCACCUAUGCGAUAUGUUGAUAAGGUUCAGACACCUGUUCUCUUAAUGAUAGGAGAGGACGAUCGACGUGUGCCCCCCAAGCAAGGCUUGGAGUACUAUCAUGCUCUUAAGGCCAGGGGUGUUCCAACCCGGAUGCUGUGGUAUCCAGGCAAUGACCAUGCACUGUCUGGUGUGGAGGCUGAGGCAGAUGGUUUCAUGAAUAUUGCACUCUGGCUGAUCCAGCACCUCAAAUGAUGUCUGCAGAAGCUGGGCCGUACCUUGUAUAACCCACCUCCGUGCAAAACAAUAAGGUUCCUAACAAUGGCCUGAGGCAUUUCAAUUCUGUUCAGCUACUCUGGAGAAGGAAUACUUUGGUAACUUCGUUCAUGGUCUCCAAAGCUUGACUAGGUACAUAAUGGCAAAAGUGGCCAGCGUCUGUCCUGUAGCUAGCUCAAAUACAGCAGACAUUACUCUGACCACUCUUUUUUUUUUUUUUUUUGCCAAAUUUUGUACCAUUAGCAAUAGCCUAGCAGGAGGCAAUUUAAAAGGGUCAGAUGCUGGAGUCCUUAGAAGUAGCCUAUUCAAUUUUAAUGCACUCUGUAUUAGCACUCAUCUUUGGGAGCAGGACUGGAAAGGGUGUCCCAGGGAUCCAGAUUAAAAAGAUAAAUAAACACAUUGAUUGUCUUAA